Molecule: messenger RNA, 1808 nt
Organism: Candidula unifasciata
Lineage: Eukaryota; Metazoa; Mollusca; Gastropoda; Stylommatophora; Geomitridae
Source: the annotation of a GenBank genome assembly
AUGCUGCCUCUUCUAAAUAUUCCAGCCAUGGCCUGCAGAAUUCUGCAAUCCUGUCACAGAUUGAUCCUGGCAUCUGUGUCCACACUGAUGAUCCUUGAUGUUAGUGGCGUUCUUUCAAUGGCAGAUGCAUCUAUUGUGGCUAACAAUAGUGUCUUACACGCAAUAUCGUUAGAAAACAAAACUUGUACCACGUAUGUGGCGCCGUGCAAAGAAGGCCUCCUUCUUCCAAUGUGGAAACCUCAAGGCAACCUCAGCGCUGGCGACAAAGCUGCAAGAGCUAUCGUCUACAUGGCCGCGAUGAUCUACAUGUUUCUGGGAGUGUCUAUCGUUGCUGACCGCUUCAUGGCCGCCAUUGAAGUCAUCACCUCCAAGGAGAAGGAGAUCACGGUCAAGAAACCAGGAGGAGGCACCACAGUGGUCAGUGUCAGGAUAUGGAACGAAACUGUGUCUAAUCUAACUUUGAUGGCGUUAGGCUCCUCGGCGCCGGAGAUUCUUUUGUCAGUUAUUGAGAUUUGCGGAAACAAGUUUGAGGCUGGAGAUUUGGGUCCGAGUACAAUCGUCGGCAGUGCCGCAUACAACCUCUUCGUCAUCAUAGCUAUUUGUGUUCACGUGGUACCCAAUGAUGAGGUUCGACGUAUCAAACAUCUUCGUGUGUUCUUCAUCACCGCUACCUGGAGCAUCUUCGCCUAUCUCUGGCUGUAUUUCAUCCUGUCGGUGACCAGCCAAGGCAUCGUGGAGAUCUGGGAAGCCGUCCUGACCUUCCUGUUCUUCCCCGGCACCGUUAUCACGGCCUACAUCGCUGACAGGAAACUCCUGGUCUACAAAUACCUGUCCAAAAAGUACAGCACUAGCCACACCAAGGGUGUGGUCAGGCAAACCGAAGGCUUACACGAAACGGAAAUGGCCGAUGGUAAGAUCAUCCAGAAGACGGAGGAGGUCAUCUUCAAGGGCAUUGAUCUCCAGGAUUCUGAUGUCAAGGAAUUCGAGCAGCACAGACGAGACUUUAUCGAGAUCUUGCGGGAACUGCGAAAGAAGCACCCACAUUUGGAUAUGAAGACACUGGAAGAGAUGGCAGAAUACGAGGCGGUGAACAGAGGGCCCAAGUCGAGGGCAUUCUACAGAAUUCAGGCAACAAGGCAACUAACAGGAGGCGGUAAAGUCAUCAAAAAAGCCAAAAUUGAAAGUAGAUUGAGUGAACAUGAUAUUAAACAAGAAUCAGAUACGGACAACAAGCUUACCAAAGUAUUCUUUGAUCCCGGCCACUACACUGUGAUGGAAAAUGUUGGUUCGUUUAACGUUAAUGUCACCAGAGAAGGCGGAGACUUGUCCAAAACCCUGUACGUGGACUAUCGUACUGAAGACGGCACAGCAACGGCAGGAGAUGAUUACAUUGCUGCAGAAGGCACUCUUGUCUUCCAACCUUAUGAAAAACACAAGCAGUUUGAAAUUACCAUUCUGGAUGACGACAUCUUUGAAGAGGACGAGCACUUCUACGUCCAUCUGACCAAUGUCCGGCUAGGUGACCAUGAAGGGAUGUUCAUCUCUGGCGAAGAACGGGCCCAGCUGGUCACUCCUUUCAUCGCAACGGUGAUGAUUCUGGAUGAUGAUCACCCGGGAAUCUUUCACUUCGAGGAUCGAGAGAUGACCAUCCCUGAAAACAUUGGAGAAGUUCUCGUCAAAGUCUGUAGAUCAUCCGGAGCGAGGGGUUGUGUCAGGAUUCCAUUCCACGCCAUCGACGGGACGGCCAAAUUCGGAAAGGAUUACGAAUUGGUCUCAGGGGAGAUUUUCUUUGACAAUGAUGAAGCUGA